AUGGCCCAGCCCGAGGAAAACAUCCAUGACAUCGGUGCUCCUGUCUACCUGUGUGGCGGAAGCGACGGCAACUGCAGCCCCCUGAGCAGGGAGGAGCUGAGGCAGCUCAUUGAGCAGGAGUUCGAGGACGCGAUGGAGAACCCCCAGGACCCCAAAACUGUCAAGAAAGUGCUGCGCGUCCUGAAUGACGACAGCAACCACAGGGUUGACUUCAGUGAGUUGCUCAGCCUGGUUUUCCGCACAGCCAAGGCUUGUUACAAGCCGCUGCAGCCUGGCCAGGGGCAGGAAGAUGGUCAAGAGCUGACAGAGGAAGAGAAGGCAGAUGGGGAGCAGCCAUCAAGGCCGCACACAGCAGGGAGGGUCUCCUGCAACCAGCAGGUCCCCGAGCAGGGUGUGAACAAUCAGGUUCAGGACACUGACAACCAUCAAACUCAGGAGGGUGAGACACCAGAGGAGGACCAAGACACCUGUCAAAACCAAGAGGGUGAGACACCAGAGAAGGACCAAGACACCCGUCAAAACCAAGAGGGUGAGACAGAGGAGGAGGACCAGGACACCCAUCAAAAUCAAGAGGGUGAGACACCAAAGCAGGACCGGGACAACCAACAAACCCUGGAGGGUGAGACAAAGGAGAAGGACCGGGACAACCAUCAGGAUGACAGGACUGGAGCAUCAGAAGGGGAUCCAGAGAGAGGUGAGAUUCUGGACACUGCAACCCCAGAGCAGAACAGAAAUACUCAUAAGGCUGAAGAGACUAAGUCACCAAAACAGGACCCAAAAACCCACCAGGCCAAAAAAACAGAGGCACCAGGACAGGGUUCAAACCACCAUCAGAGUCCAGAGACAGAGUCAGCAGAGCAGGACCUGAAUUGUCCCUCUGAGACACAAAGAAGAAACCCAAAGAACAAGACGCAGGUCUGCGAGGCCCCUCAGCAGGACCCCAACCCUGACAAGACCCAGAAGCUGCUACCCCCACAGCAGGGUGCAAGCCCCUGUCAGGAUCCCAAGCCCCAGGGAACGCACCACAACCCAGCUUUCCACUGGGUCCUUGAAUCCAAGGUGCUGGAGCAGGAGCACAGCGGGGCAGAGGCUCCAUCUUGUCCAGUACAACCUCAAGACACUCAUCAGCACAAACAACCCCCUACAGAGCAACAGGUUCUGCAGUCUCUGUAUCAGUGGCCACCGCAGCAGUAA
Messenger RNA from Chroicocephalus ridibundus (black-headed gull), 1194 nucleotides. RefSeq lists its product as uncharacterized. Gene Ontology annotation, biological process: cellular response to cytokine stimulus; regulation of phosphatidylinositol 3-kinase/protein kinase B signal transduction; positive regulation of cell cycle G1/S phase transition. The coding region runs from base 1 to 1194 and encodes 397 amino acids. Lineage: Eukaryota; Metazoa; Chordata; Aves; Charadriiformes; Laridae. The transcript is spliced from 3 exons. Gene Ontology annotation, cellular component: cytoplasm. The record is from RefSeq and is a predicted model, not a curated record. Gene Ontology annotation, molecular function: calcium ion binding; calcium-dependent protein binding; transition metal ion binding.